Aplysia californica (California sea hare) is the source of this 1227-nucleotide messenger RNA. Its product is annotated as protein Abitram. The transcript is spliced from 5 exons. Lineage: Eukaryota; Metazoa; Mollusca; Gastropoda; Aplysiida; Aplysiidae. The coding region runs from base 574 to 1113 and encodes 179 amino acids. Gene Ontology annotation, molecular function: actin monomer binding; actin filament binding. The record is from RefSeq and is a predicted model, not a curated record. Gene Ontology annotation, cellular component: dendrite; filopodium tip; nucleus. Gene Ontology annotation, biological process: dendrite morphogenesis; regulation of actin filament polymerization; regulation of filopodium assembly.
AGAUCUCUAGAUCUAGAUUCAAUUUAUUGGCAGUUGUCAGUUGUGUCGUCGCUGUGCUCGCAAGCGACAGCUCUGCAGCCUUUUUUCUCAACUGGCAAAGGAAUUUUCCCUGAGAUACGCCUUCGGCCUUACGAUUCCACGAUAUAACUCUAGAUAUACAUCUAAAUCUAGAUUCUAACCUCUUACAGACUCUUCUAGGGCUAGAAUCUAGGCCUACUACUACUAGAUUCUAGUACUAGAUCUAGUACUAUUGUACUAUUACUACUACUACUAAAACUUACCUAGAGUACUGUCCAGGCCGUGAUCAGAUUACUUCAAUUAUUCUACAAAUAUAAAUAAACGGAGUGUCUACGUACAUGGUAACCGGGCACUCACCUAGUCUUAGUAUCUACACGUACACGGUAACCGGGCACCUACUAGCCUAGUCUCACCUAGAGUCUAAGUAUCUACGUACACGGUAACCGGGCACCUAGUCUCAGUGUCUACGUACACGGUAACAGGGCACCUAGUCUCAGUAUCUUCAAUUAUUCUACAAAUAUAAAUAAAUUCUACUUCUAGGUAUCUAGAUUUAUCAUGGCAGAAACACAACAAAGCACAAAUUUAGAAAAACCACCACCAGGUGUUGUUGAGCGCUACUUCAAAAAACAUUUCAGAAUCGAUUUGAAAGGCAAGAAAUAUGAAGAUCAGGUUGUGUUAACUCACUCCAACAGAGUUUGUGUAGUAUGCAUUGCUGAGUCACAUCCCAUUUGCAGUGAGAAGAAAGAAGUCAUCAAAGUGGACUUUGAAGUUAAGGGUUCCAAUCGAAUGGAUAACAAAAUGUCUGGAAAAGCGAAAAGGGGCGCCCAAUGGCUUGGUCCAACAGCUGUGCUGUGUGAGGUAACAUGUAGUGAUGAAUCAAAGUACACACUCUACUGCUGUGUCAAGGGUCAGCUUGUCGAAGUCAAUGAAAAUCUUAUCACAAAGCCCUGUCUUCUCACAGAGAAGCCUCUUGGCGCAGGAUAUUUAGCAGUCAUGCUCCCUGGAUUGAAACAUUUUGACAAAGAAAUUGCCCAACUGAUGUGUGAGGAGAAGUACAAGAAAGCCCUUGAAGAACGCUCAACAAAUGUGUCCUGACAAAAGCCCCUCUUCCCUGAUCAUCAGUUCAUUGUACUAUUGACCAGUAUGCCUUCAUCUGUGAUGAUAAUAUAGUGACCAUUUUGACAUUAAACCUUUUUUGUUUGUAUCUUC